AUGCUACUAUGUGCGGCCGUUACGUUCUUGUACUACACGUUCUGGACGCUAUUGCUGCCCUUCUUCGACGAGGAUAGCCCAAUACAUGACUGGUUUCCGGCAAGGGAAUGGGCACUCCGGAUCGUUUCCUUCAUUGUGGUUCUCGGCAUAUCAGCCAUAGGGCUCUUUCUUGGCGUUCGCAUAGUGGUUGACGGUAAAACGAGCGAGCAACGACAAAUGCGUAAGAAAGCGUCGUAA
Messenger RNA from Dichomitus squalens LYAD-421 SS1, 237 nucleotides. RefSeq names its product dolichol phosphate-mannose biosynthesis regulatory protein Dpm2. Gene Ontology annotation, biological process: GPI anchor biosynthetic process. The transcript is spliced from 2 exons. Lineage: Eukaryota; Fungi; Basidiomycota; Agaricomycetes; Polyporales; Polyporaceae. The coding region runs from base 1 to 237 and encodes 78 amino acids. Gene Ontology annotation, cellular component: dolichol-phosphate-mannose synthase complex; endoplasmic reticulum membrane. The record is from RefSeq and is a predicted model, not a curated record. Gene Ontology annotation, molecular function: enzyme regulator activity.